Messenger RNA from Candida tropicalis MYA-3404, 1950 nucleotides. It is a transcript of the gene SAC7, whose product is annotated as Sac7p. Gene Ontology annotation, cellular component: cell cortex. NCBI's taxonomy places the organism in Eukaryota, Fungi, Ascomycota, Pichiomycetes, Serinales, Debaryomycetaceae. The record is from RefSeq and is a predicted model, not a curated record. The transcript has a single exon. Gene Ontology annotation, molecular function: GTPase activator activity. Bases 1 to 1950 code for a protein of 649 amino acids. Gene Ontology annotation, biological process: activation of GTPase activity; regulation of fungal-type cell wall organization; signal transduction.
AUGAGUCAUUCAUCUUCACCAAAUAACAGAAGUUCCAUAUUUGGUUGGGCAAAGAGUUUAAAAAAGAGUCACUUUUUAUCCAGUGAAUCUGUCAAUGAAAUUAGUGAUAAUGAAUCUUUGGGCAAAUCACCUACAAAAAGCAUGAUCUUUAAUCCAAAUUUUAAUGGCAGCGGCAGUGGAAGUGGUAGUGGAAGUGGAAAUGGUGCAUCACAGCCUCAAAAUAUCCCAUUACCACCACAAGGCUCAACAUCCUCAUUAUUCAAUAACCAUCCCCUGUCUCCUCCGCCACAUUCUAAUUCACAUCAUCACAACAUACAACCUUCUAGUAUAACCAACUAUUUAAGCACGUCCCCAACUCCCGGUUCUGAUUUCCUUCGUCCUUUAUUAAAUCCAAGAUCUCGAUCGGCCAAUAAUGUCAGUCGAGUAAGAUCAAAUUCCCUUAAUCAAUCAGAGACAAAUAGUGUUCGUCAACAUCGAGAUUCAUUUUUACAAAGCAAUUCUUUGCUUGAUGAAAAUUCUAAAUAUUUCGGAGUACCUUUACAACAAGCCUUGAAUGAAGCAUCAGCUAAAAUAUCAAUUCUAGCAACAGAACAAGGCGAUGGCUUAAAUUAUGGUCAAAUUCCUAUAGUUGUGGCAAAAUGUGGGGUUUAUUUGAAAAAGAAUGGCUUAACAGUAGAAGGAAUCUUUAGAGUAGGAGGAUCAUCAAAAAGAAUCAAGGAAUUACAAGUUAUAUUUAAUACUCCUCCAAAUUAUGGUAAAAAAUUGAAUUGGGACGGAUUUACUGUCCACGAUGCAGCAUCUGUAUUGAGAAGAUAUUUAAAUGCUUUACCAGAACCAUUAAUUCCACUAGAUAUGUAUGAAUUAUUCCGUGAGCCUUUAAGAAGUAGGAAUAGAAUUAUCAGUUAUAUGAAGUAUAAGGCUGAAAAUCCAGCCAAAUCCUUACCAUCAAAAGAUGCUGCUAUUGCCACCAGCAAUAGUAGUAUUAGCCGACCAUCCCUCCCCCAAAAUGGCACCAAUAAUAAUGCCAACAACUCCACAUCAGAUUUGUUAGAUUCCUCACAAUUAUUAACUGAAGCAAACGUGGGAAGACUAAAUGGUGACAAUGCUCCUCGUAAAAAUUCUGAAGGAUCUUCCAAUAUUUUUUCCCAAACUCCUCAAGUACAAUUGAGUGAGGAAGAAAUCAAUAUUAGAAAUAAAAAGAAAUCAAAAAAUUAUAAAAAGCUCACCAAUGAAAUACAUUCUGCUAUUGAUGAAUACAAGCUGUUGGUUAAUGCAUUACCUGUAGCUUCCAAACAGUUGUUGUUUUAUAUUUUAGAUUUACUUGCCAUGGUUCAAAAUCAUUCGAAAGAAAACUUGAUGAGUUCAAGAAAUCUUGCAGCUAUAUUCCAACCUUCAAUCUUGUCUCACCCAAGUCAUGAUUUGGAUCCUAUAGAAUACGCCUUAUCACAAUCAGUGGUUGAAUUUUUAAUCCAAUAUGCUUACAAAUUAUUACCAAACCACGAAGCAACAGUAUUAUCACCCGAAGCAACCAGUCCAACCACCAAAUCUGCCAUGCCUACACAUAUUUCCACAAACACCGCAAAUUUUGCUCCUACAGAAAGUGAUGUUACGUCAACCAGUACAUCACCAUUAGGCGAAGAAGCUCAUUUAACGAAAGAUGCUUUUCCUCAUGUUCCACCACCAAGACAUCAUUCUAUAAGUUCAGGUCCUAAUAAUGAUGAUUUAGUAUCUGGUUACCAACAUAAUGUCACUGGUUCACUUCCAUUUGAUUCAGAUAUGGAAAGUGAUAUUGGUUCAGAUUUAGACGAAUUACAUUUUCAACAAUUGAAAUUAAACGAAGGGUCUCCAAUUAAAUUCAAUCAAAAAUCAUCAAGUCCCCCAGUUCCAAAUGCAAUUGUUGUAUCUACACCAUCGUCACUGUCGGUACCCCUUGUUAAGCACGAAAUUUAA